CCGUCGACUAGAGAGUAUACCAGACACGGUAGACAGCGUAGACAGCCAUCGAAGUGUAGAGAAUUAGUGACGACAUCUAAUACGAGUCGGUCGCUUCUCUUCCCCGCAUCGUCGUGUGCGCUUACCGCCUUCCCCAGCCAUUCCCCACACUGCUAUACGCCCGUCCCGCUUAGGCAACUCUCCAAUGCUUGCCUCGCACCAGCACAACCCAGCAGACGACGACGACCGCAAGAACAGAUUCGUCCACCCAGACUCGUCCCACCCGUCCUCUCUGCGCGAGCGAGCCGCGUCCCAGCCGCCCAGGUCCACCGCCCCCUCGUCCUCGCCCUCGCUCCCCCACACCUCCACCGCCUACCUCUCCUCCGUCUCCCCUUCCCUCGCCCGUCCUCCCGCGUCCCCCUGGCGCUUCAACUCGGCUUCACAUCUCAAUCCGUCCACGCAGGCCAUGCCCAUCCGCUCCUCCUCCUUCUCCGCCACCGCGCCCUCCCUCCAGGCCCUCUCCUCCCUCCGCGAGUCACGUGGCUUCCCCUCCACCUUCGAGGACGACGAGUCGGAGUUCAACGAGGGCAUGUCUGACCAGUACACGCCCGUCGACGACGAACGGUUCAUCCUCCCGCCCCAGCAGCAACACCGCGGCCGCUCCUUCGCUGCCGAUCUCACAAGGAGCAGGUCUCAGUCGCUCGCCACAGCCACGACCCGCCCCGCUCCGAUCGGAAGCCCCUUCUCCUCCUCCGGCCUCCAGGGCUGGCUCGAAGGCCAACCCUCCUCGCUCUCCUCCCAUCCCCUCUCCAUCCCCACCAACGGCUUCCCAGGAGGAGGAGGAGGUCCAGGCGCGAGAUACGGGGACAUCAAACCGCCUGGCUCGAGCCGGUACGGUUCGCUCGGUGUUCAAUCUCACGCGCGUUCGCCGCUGAAUCAUGAUCUUUCUUCUUUCCCCUCUUCUUCCUUCCGUCGACAACCGUCCACUUCAUCCACUUCUUCCUCAUCUACUUCUUAUUCUCCUAGCGCCGCCCUCCAGGUCCCUAGUGCUCACAACCACAACCAUGGCCACCACCUCAGUCCCGGCGCUGGUGGCUUUGCAGGCGGCAGUCCGCACCAAGUCGACAUCUCCAACAUGUCGCCCUUCAUGCGCGAUGUCGGCCAGAUCCUGCUCGACGACGGUUCCGCGUUCAGAGAACAGCUCUGGUCGGGCAUGAACCCGCCUAGGGACGAGAACGGCGGCGGUGGGAGCGGAACGACGUCUAGGCGGCAUUCCGUCAGCGUCGUCCAGCCCCGAAGGGGAACGAUCGUCGGAUUCAAUGCGCCGUCGAGCAAUACGCAGCACGUGAACGGAGGCGAUUUUAACGAUUUCGCGGAGGAUGAGUUUCAGGGCGGGGGCGGGGGUAGGGUCGGUGGGAUCUUCCCCGGUGGGGGUGGGGGGUCGUUCGGGCGCGGAGGGUUACUCUUGACGGACGAGGAUCUGGCGGAUAAUUUGAAUGGAUUGAAUCUUGGCGGUGCUGGUGGAGAGGGCACCUCGUCGAGUUCGGGCCAUAUGGGCGGGCAGACGAGUCAGCCGUCGUCAUUGCCUGCGUAUGCGUCCAGGAGCCCGCCUAGCGCGGGCGGGUUGGGCUCGGCUUCGUAUCAGGCUUUGCAGCUUCAUAUUCCGGGCUCGAUCGGGAGGGGUGGGGGUGGGGCUGGUGUGAUUGGGACGCCGAGUGAGGGAGGGACGAGUCCUUCGUUGGGUGAAUAUUUGCCUCAUGGACACGAGUCGUCGUACCUCAAUCACCAUCAGCAACAACAACAGCAGCACCUCCAGCAGCAGCAGCAGCAACAACAACAACAGGGUAGCGGCCGUGGAGGCGUCAUGCCGCGUUAUAUCCCCGGUAUGGGCAUCCAGAUGGUCCCGAACGACGGCCCCGUCUCUCCCACCACCUACGCCCGUCUCAGCUCCGGCGGCGGACGCGCCGGUCCCAACCUCGCCUACCACCACCAACAACAACAACAACAACAACAACAGCAUGUAUCCCAAGGAAGCAUGUUCUCCCAACCUCUGCAACGGCGUCCUUCGUCCGAUUUUGCCCAGCAACAGCAACAACAACAGCAUGCACAAGGGGCGGGACUGGGAGCGCAGGGCGUGCAUGAUCUGGGGAAGGGCGUGCCGUUGCAUUCGGUGGCGAGUUGUCCGUUGUAUAUUGUUGAGUUUAAGGCGGGCCGGACGGAUCUGUUUUAUGCGAUGGGGAUGGAUGGGGGGGUUGGUGAUAUUCGCGUCGGCGACCUCGUCAUAGUCGAAGCCGACCGCGGCAAAGAUCUCGGAAAGGUCAUCAACGAUACCAUCACGAUCGAGGACGUGGAGGCUUAUCAGAGACAGAUGGCGAUGCGGUUUAAUAGUGAUGCGCAGAGUGGGAUGAUGAGUCCGACGGGCAAUGGGGGUGGGCCGAUGAGUCCGGGGGGGAUGAAUGGGCAGGGAGGGAUGAAUGGAGGUGGGCAGGGUGGGAUGAAUGGAGGUGGGCAGGGUGGGAUGAAUGGAGGAGGGCAGGGAGGGAUGAAUGGAGGGGGAGGACAGGGUGCGCCGAAAAGUCUGAAGGAGAUCAAUCCGAAGCAGAUUUAUGGGAAGGCGAGUGGGCAGGAUCGGACGAUGAUGGACCAGAAGAUGCAGGAUGAGUUGAAGGCGCUGCAGUUGUGUCAGCAGAAGGUGAGGCAGAAGAAGUUGCCGAUGGAGGUUGUUGAUGCGGAGUAUCAGUGGGACCGACGAAAGCUGACGUUCUACUUCGUCGCCGAGAAACGGAUCGAUUUCAGAGAGCUCGUCAGGGAGCUUUUCAGGUUAUACAAGACUCGGAUCUGGAUGGCGUCGUUGCAGGGGCCGUCGUACGAGCAAUGAGCCUACGACCACCGACCCACAACGCGCGCCGCCAGGCCAUGUUCAAAACCCAAACCCCUCCCGCUCAAGCCACCCACAUCUAGUCCAAACCCAACACAGUGUAUCGUUUGCAUCUGCUGCCAUCUGUCUCGGUCUCUGUCUCUUUAUUCAUCCUUUUUUCGUUCCUGUUCGGCGUUCAGUGUUCAAUGUUCUCAUAUAUCUAUAUAUACAUACAUCCGCGUCGUCCCGCUAUGCUUGUAUAUCUGAAUAAUUGCUCUUUUUCUGUUGUGUUACUGUGUUGUUGCGGAUCCAUUUUUGUUACCGACCACUUACUUCUUACUCAGAUUCAGACCGAAUGUUACGAAGCCCAGCCCAACCCAGUCCUAGCCCACCUCCCAAGUGUUAUGUGUUACGUGGUAUUUAAGUCGUCUUGCUUAUUAUCUUCUUUUCCUUCUUUUUUUUUUGUGUCGUCGUCGUUUUGUGUCUUUGUGUUGUGCGAGUCGAGUCGUUGUGUUGUGUUGUAUGUACGAGUGUUUACAGUCCACAUGUUCGAGUCGCGGUCUGAUUAUUCGAUCUUCGAUCCACCCCAUCUCAUGCCAUGGAACUUUUUCUUUCUUUAGUACUAACGAACACCGUUCGAUUCCCUUUUCGAUUUGUUGGAACUCGAAGCUUGACUUUUGAGAUCGGUCUUUUUUUUCUUUCGUUGCGUUGUGUUCUUUCUUUCCGACUUCCUUCUUUCUUUCGGUCUUGCUUAUAAUUUCGAGGUGACGGUUCAUGGGCGAUGUGUUCCACGGCUCGACGAUACGGUGGGACGGUAGGACGGGGAGAGUGAGGAGUUUGGGCAUGGGUUUGGGUGUGGUGUGGAAGAGGCUGGUGAGUGGUGGGCGGAGGCGGACCAAAAACCGCGCAUAGUGGGGCCAGGACGUGACGUGGCGGAAAAGACUCUAGGCCGCGGGCGAAAUGCGAUUGAAGAACGCUAUGGCAGUGACGGGGAGUGGUGGUGAACUUACGGACUCUCGGUACAGUUUCAAGUUUCGAAUAGGUGUCAUUUCACAAGGAGGCAAAGUACUCUUGUAUCAUCAGUGUAUUAUAAUAAUUCUAUCUAUAUAUCUCAUUGGGAAUCUACU
This is a messenger RNA of Stereum hirsutum FP-91666 SS1, 3963 nucleotides long. RefSeq lists its product as uncharacterized. The transcript is spliced from 4 exons. Gene Ontology annotation, cellular component: cytoplasm. Lineage: Eukaryota; Fungi; Basidiomycota; Agaricomycetes; Russulales; Stereaceae. Bases 185 to 2857 code for a protein of 890 amino acids. The record is from RefSeq and is a predicted model, not a curated record.